ACAUUUUAGAAUUCACAAGAUUUUUUUGAUCAUCAGUAGUCCAACAGGCGUUAUGAAAAGAAAUAAUAAGUGGAAUGCUUUUCCUGUUAAACUCCGUUUUCAACAAUUUUUUUAAAAUGUGCUUACUUUUCUAUUUGAGGAAGCCUGUUUGAUUUUAAAUGCAUUUUCAAUUAACCACAUGUACCUUAUUAAUAAAACAUUACAUGCUCUUUUUUUGUAGCUCUUUUCAGAUGACACGGGCGCCUGACAAUUGCAACUAAAUUAUAACGAUUGAUGCUCUAGAAUCUGCAAACUACUUAUAAUGUUGUACAACGAUACGUUUUUUGUUUUCAAUAUAAAUUUUUUGAACAUAUACCAUAUUUUACGUACGUUACACUUUUCGUGUGCUGUGUUGUGGGAAUUAAGGCGAACACAGAUGUUUGGGGUAAUGAUAAAGGCGCUUUAAAAGUGGGUGCAAAAUUACAUCGGCGUGUAUAUAGGCGAAAAGUAGACAAUUUAGCGACAUUUGAAACACGCGCGUUUCAAAAAGGGCAGUGACUUUCAUACUUGUUGUGAUUAUCGUUGCUUUUGUGUAUUUGCUGUAUCAAAAGCAUUCUUGGUCUACUUUAACUUGAAUUAAUUCAGUUAAGGUUUGAAAUUUUAUUGAAAACUUUGUCUCGUGGUUCCUUCUUUUGUAUAUACUCUGACGCUUGUGCUAUUAUUGUGAUCAUAUUGUUUUUUAAACCUAAUCUGAUUACAAUGGUUGGUAGUUCAUUCAAAUGUGAACAGCCGAACUGUUUAUUCCCCGUAGAUGAAGGGAUGCAGUGCGAUGAAUGCAAAAAAUGGUACCACAAGAUGUGUACCCGUCUCAGUCCAGCUGCAUACAAAAGAUGUUCUAAGCCUAACUCGCAUUGGCUUUGUAUGUUCUGCUGUACUAACAAGACGACAUUAAUUCAAGAGGCUAUGAGCCUAUUGGCUCUAGCCUGUAAAAAGAAAGAUAGUGGGUGCGCUAGUAACGCAAGCACUGACAGUGAAGACUGUGUCAGUGUUGUAAGUGCUGUUACAAAACGCGCUGAACAACCUACUCUAAUUAAUGACAAAGUGAAACUUCCGUUACAACAAACGAGGAGUAAAUCACCACAUGGUAUUGACAUGAGUAAUCAUGUAUCUUUAGUAGAAAUUGAGGACCCGGAUAAAACCGUCACCGUCCCCAAUAGUCCCAAUGCAGCUGUCCUGAAUGACCAAAAAUGGACCGCAGUAAAGAGGAAAAAAAAGGAAAAAAAGCUAAUGAUAAAGCACACUUGGUUGACAAGCCAUUGAGGAACUCACAGUCUGAGUCACUCAAUGCAUUGUCGCACUCUGAUAGAACGGCAGAUCAUCAUCCUAGUGCGACUGAGAGGAAUUUAAUAUCAUCGAAUAUUAUUGUGAGUAAAUUGCCAGAGUCUAACGAUCCAGAUCCUAAGGUUAGACACACCCAUGACUUAGAGAGGCUCGGAGAAUAUAUCCGUAGCAUAUUACCAGAUAACACUAAAGGUGUUCAGGUCAAAAAAUUAGUUAGAAUAGGUAAAAGGGCCGAUGACAGUGUUCUACCCCGACCGUGUAGACUCCUUAAGGUAAUCUUAGGGUCGGAGAAACAACGUAAUCUUCUGUUAAGUAACGCUCGAAGUCACGACAACUCUGACAUUCGAAUGCGACCGGAUGUGUCUCUUGAAGAUAGAAUAAAAAGGAAGACGGCACUAGCUGAACUAGAAACCCGUCGACAAAACGGUGAAGAAAAUCUCCAAUUGGUGGGUUUUCGAAUAGUCAGGUCUUGGAAGCGAAUGCUACCAAGGCCUGUGUGGAUAGGUCGUUCCCCCUAGGAGUUUUAUAUGCCAACGCCCGUAGUCUAAAACAUAAAUUCUACGAGCUGGGAACAUUAGUGGACAAAUUAAGGCCACUCAUUGUAGCUGUGACGGAAACUUGGUUAGUCCAUGACUUCGAUAUCACCCCAGAAUUAUCCGGAUAUCAUUGUUUAAGAAGUGAUAGACAUAGAUGCAGGAAAGGAGGUGGCGUCCUUCUAUACAUAGCCAAUAGUUUAAAAUAUCCGCUCCUCCGUUUGCGAAUCCCAUGAUAGUGGAACUAGUGAAGUCACUAGCUGUGAACUCACUGUCGGAUGUUGUACAUUUGCACUCGGUGUCAUCUAUCGCAGCCCAAUCUGCUUAGCUGAUGACUUUAUUUUAGAGCACAUUCGGCUAUGGAGUGCAAAUAACAGAUGCUUGAUAUUAGGAGACUUUAAUGCACCUGACAUUAGUUGGGCUGAGAUGACCACGAAAUGCUCUAUGAACUAAUUUGAUAGCAGGCUCUUGGAAACAGUAAUGGAACAUGCAUUAGUACAACAUGUAUCCAAACCUACACGUUUUGGUGUAAACCAAGGUUCUUCUCUGUUGGACUUGGUAAUUACCCAUGAGACUGAGGAUAUUGCCAACCUAAAUAUUCUUCCCCCGUUAGUAAAUAGCGAUCACGCUGUUUUAUCAUUCACGUUUAGAGCUAGCGAUAUGAUAUACGAUCAGAUUAAGCCUCGCCCAAACAUAUGGAGAGCUAACAUACCAGAAAUUCAGGAUUGUGCUACUAGGAUAGAUUGGUCAGUAGAUACUAGCUCAUCAGUUGAUGAGGCGUGGUCUGUAUUUAAAGGCAAGUUUAGUGCAGUCACGUCCCCGUUUAUACCAUACUUGGUGCCACGUAGACCGAACAAUAGUCCACCGUGGAUAAAUAAAGAAGUUAAGAAACUCCUUAGGCGUAGAAAAAAACACUGGAACAUGUUCAUCUCUACUGGCUUAGAACGGUACAGAUCUAGUUAUCGUAAGAUUAGAAAUAAUUGUAAAGCGUUAAUUAGUAGGACUAGACGGUCAUACGAAAAACAAUUGGUUAGGGAUUGCAAACAUAGUCCAAAACGGUUAUACUCGUAUAUAAAGAGGCGAACUCAGAGAAGUGAUGGAAUGCCAUCACUUUUGAUACAAGAAAAUUCGUUAAUUUUAGCAAGAAAUGAUACCGAAAAAGCGGAAGCUUUUUCGGAAUAUUUCAGUAAAGUUUUUUCUACCAAUAAUGAGGAACGAUCAUCUAUUCAUUGUGAGUGUGGCGACUUGUUGAUGGACCCUGUAGUUAUUAAGAAAGAAACUGUUUUAAGCCUACUUCAGCAUCUCAAACCUGAUAAGUCUAGUGGUCCUGAUGAUAUUUAUCCUCGGAUUAUGAAAGCCCUCUCAGAUGUUAUUGCUGAACCCUUAGCGAUGCUGUUCGAUAUGUCCCUACGGCAGUCCAGAUUGCCCAGAGACUGGAAGGACGCAAUAAUCAGUCCGGUGUAUAAGACUGGGGGUAGGGAUUUAGUUAGUAACUAUCGACCCGUCAGCUUAACUAGUGCAGUUGUAAAACUAAUGGAAAAAAUUAUUAGGAUGGCUGUUAUAAACUACGUGGAAAGACAUGAUCUUUUGUCAAAGGAACAACAUGGUUUUCGAAAAGGUCUAUCAUGUUUGACAAAUCUUCUCAUUGCAAGAGAAGAUUGGGCUGAGGCAAAAGAUCGCAAUAUUCCUGUAGAUGUCAUUUUCAUAGAUCUAAGUAAAGCCUUUGAUAAGGUUUCCCAUUCUGGUCUUAAAUUGAAACUAGAAAGUUUUGGAAUUCAUUAUGCAGUCAUAGACUGGCUAAGUGACUUUCUUCAUGAAAGGAGACAACGGGUAAGAGUAAAUGGGGCUCUCUCAUCGUGGGAACCAGUAAAAAGUGGCGUCCCCCAAGGCACGAUUUUAGGUCCUCUUCUCUUUUUACUUUAUAUAAAUGAAUUACCAGCUAUAGCUAAGUCAUCCGUCCUACUAUUCGCCGAUGACAUUAAGAUUUGGAGACCCAUAUAUAGUAUGUCAGACAGAAUAGUUUUACAGGAAGAUCUUAACUCACUAGUUGCAUGGAUGAAUAGGUGGUCACUAGAAGUAAACCCUAAUAAAAGUGUUGUGAUGCAAUUAAAUAACUACGAUGAUUCGUAUCACUACACAAUAUGUGGACUAGUGUUGCCCAAAGUAAGAAACUAUAAAGAUUUAGGAGUCAUACUAAGUAAUGAUCUCAAAACAACCAGUCACUGUAAGGCUGCAGCUGCAAAGGGCUAUAGGGCAUUAUGGUCUAUUCGUAGAUCUUUCCAGUAUCUGGAUGGAGAAAUGUUUAGAUUAUUAUACCCAACUUUCGUACGGCCACAUUUGGAAUAUGGGAUUCAAGCAGCGAGUCCUUGUUUCAAAUAUGAGGCGGAUAUGUUGGAACGAGUCCAACGCCGCGGGACAAAAAUGGUAAAAGGCUUAUCUAGCCUAUCUUAUGAAGACAGACUGAGACACCUCAACUUAUUUCCGUUAUCUUACCGGCGAAUACGGGGUGAUCUAAUAUUGGCAUAUCGUAUCCUGAACGAUGACCUUGGUACUAACAUGUCCUAUCUUUUCCUCCCGUCUAGGGCUGAGCAUUUGAGAGGACAUUCAAAGAAAGUCCAAAAACCGAGAUCAAAUCGUCUACGUCUGGAGUUUCGUUUGUCGCACCGAGUAGUGAAUUACUGGAAUUCUCUACCAGAACACGUAAUAUCAGCACCUUCUGUUGAUAUAUUCAAGAAGAGAUUGGACCUCCACAGUGUAACAAACUGCAAGGAUUAAAAUAGGUCACUAGACCUCCUAUCCUUAUUACUGAAGACUGAGCGACAUAAAUAGGAAAUUCCGUUUUAUUCCCCCCAUUCAGGCGAAAAAGCAGACAUUUUGGCGCAUUUCAGCAUUAUUUCCCUCUUAAUUUUCAACGCAUUUUCCCCCUUAUUGGUUGUUUGAGAAAUGGUUAGUGAUCGGUCAAGUUGACCGUAUCGCCUUACCAAAGCAAGCUGUAUUAGUUCCAUCAGAGGACAAAUUCAAAGAGAAGUCUCAUUCUGGAUGAAAAAUAAGCUGCAAAGAUUAACAGAUCAACCGACCUACAAUCCUUUAUAAUGAACGCUGAUUCACAAUUAUAUGUCAGUUAAACCGAAAAAUCUUUUACAUAGACUCAUUGGAAAAAGGAUUUUUGUAUUUAAGUGUUUAUUAGACGAAUUAGAUUUUCAGACUUAUUUAGUGUACAACUUUGUCAUUAAAAUAAAAGGUUGGGGUCAGCUAACCUUGAAUUUAAUU
Messenger RNA from Schistosoma rodhaini, 5123 nucleotides. The record is from the annotation of a GenBank genome assembly. NCBI's taxonomy places the organism in Eukaryota, Metazoa, Platyhelminthes, Trematoda, Strigeidida, Schistosomatidae.